Penicillium cataractarum is the source of this 348-nucleotide messenger RNA. RefSeq lists its product as uncharacterized. NCBI's taxonomy places the organism in Eukaryota, Fungi, Ascomycota, Eurotiomycetes, Eurotiales, Aspergillaceae. The transcript has 2 exons. The record is from RefSeq and is a predicted model, not a curated record. The coding region runs from base 1 to 348 and encodes 115 amino acids.
AUGAUGAAAAAGAUUGUUACCAUCUUCGCAGCCAUUGCAGUCGUGGCAGUCGCGGAACCUACCAUAGGCUAUGCUGGAUACUUCAACACCAAUUGUACCGCUCCCAGCAUCGAUGCCGCAAAUGCGUACGCCGGAUCUUGCAUCAACGUGGAAAACUUCCCAAUUGAAUCAUACAGCGCUUACGUCGAGGCUGGUUCCUGUGCCGACGGUACAUCUGCUGUUCUCAACACCUACACAGCCUCUGGUUGCGACGACUCGACCCUUUUUGACACCGUUAGCGUCAAUAGCGAGAAGCAGUGCUUUGAGGCAGACGUGACACUGGUCAGUCUGAAGGCGGAGUGUGUCUAA